Messenger RNA from Calliphora vicina (urban bluebottle blowfly), 1424 nucleotides. Its product is annotated as serine protease easter-like. Bases 75 to 1274 code for a protein of 399 amino acids. NCBI's taxonomy places the organism in Eukaryota, Metazoa, Arthropoda, Insecta, Diptera, Calliphoridae. Gene Ontology annotation, biological process: proteolysis. Gene Ontology annotation, molecular function: serine-type endopeptidase activity. The record is from RefSeq and is a predicted model, not a curated record. The transcript has 5 exons.
AUUUUUUGCUUGCUAAAAUCAAUACUCAAUCAAAAACAAUACAUCAUUUUAUUUAAAUACAAUCACCGGUCACCAUGGCAAAACCAUCAUUAAUCAAGAAAUUUUAUAUGAUAUCCUAUAUUUUAUUAAUUUUCCAAAAUGCCAUUUUUGCACAAAUAAUAUUUCCAAACGAAGAAAUUGAUGUACCUAAUUUCGGUCGCUGUAUAACACCCAACAGGGAAAGGGCGCUAUGUAUAAUUCUCGAAGAUUGCAAAUAUCUAUAUAAUAUCUUGGUAACUUCACCCUUAAGAGACACAGAUAGAUUAUAUUUAAGUCGCAGUCAGUGUGGUUAUCAAAAUGGCAAAGUUUUGAUUUGUUGCCCAGACCGUUAUCGCCAGGCGGCUCCGGCGACUGUGUCACCUACUCCACCUCCAAAUUAUGUUAAUAAUUUAUUGCCACAGCCCGGUCAGUGUGGUAAUGUUUUGUCUAAUCGUAUUUAUGGUGGUAAUAAAACAAAAAUUGAUGAAUUUCCAUGGAUGGCAUUAAUUGAGUAUACAAAAGCCAACAAUGCUAAAGGUCACCAUUGUGGGGGUUCUUUAAUAAAUACACGCUACGUUAUCACUGCCUCCCAUUGUGUCAACGGUAGAGCUAUACCCACCGAUUGGCGUUUGACAGGUGUACGUUUGGGUGAAUGGGAUACAACAACAAAUCCAGAUUGUGAAAUAGAUGUACGUGGCGAAAAAGAUUGUGCUCCCGAACAUAUUGAUAUUGGAGUGGAACGAGCCAUACCUCAUCCUCAAUAUAAUCCCAGCUCUAGAAAUCAGGUCAAUGAUAUAGCUCUUUUACGUUUGGAACGUAGUAUAUCGUAUACGGACUUUGUAAGACCCAUAUGUCUACCGAUAAAUAAUAAUUUGCGUUCGGCGGCAUUUAAUGGUAUUGUUAUGGAUGUUGCUGGAUGGGGUAAAACCGAAAAAGAAUCGGUAUCAAAUUUGAAAUUAAAAGCCUCCGUAGAGGGAUACUCUAUUGAUGAAUGCCGCUCGGUCUAUAUGCGUCAGAAUAUUAUUUUAGAGGACACGCAAAUUUGUGCCGGAGGCAAGGAGGGUAUUGAUUCAUGUCGGGGUGACUCCGGGGGUCCUCUUAUUAGUUUGGACACUACAAAUAGGAUUCGUGCUUACUAUUUCCUGGCUGGCGUUGUAUCGUUCGGUCCUACACCCUGUGGUUUAGAUGGUUGGCCAGGUGUUUAUACCCGUGUUGGUAAUUAUAUUGAUUGGAUUUUACAAAAUAUUCAGCCAUAAGAAUUGCGGUGCAUUUUUUCUCAAAUAUUGGUUCAUUGUAAAUAUUUUACUUUGAGUUGGACUUAAAAUUAUUUAUAUUAUAUAUUCUAUUUUAAAUUUUAAUAAAUGUGUGACAAUUCCUUUUCAUGAAGGAAGUAAAUUUUAAAUUAA